GGCAAGAUUAAUCCCUAGUCAAACCCUAAGGAGCGGAGCCGGAGCGGCAGCCGCCCUCAAUUUCUUCUGAUUUUCCCUGAAAAUAAAAUAAAAUAGUAAAAAUUCUUGCUGUGGAGUUAGAAUCUAUGGAUCGAGAUUGGGCCGCGUUGCCGACAGAGAUUUUAAAUUUAGUUGUAGGGAGACUGGAGACACCAAAAGAAUUUAGCUUUGUUUGCAGGUCAUGGUGUUCGGCUGCAAAGGGUAUACAGACCCAUUGUGCCGUCACGACAACUCCGAUGAUGUUGAUUUCUUCUGAUGCAGAGAAUGAUAAGUGGCAUUUAUACAAUCCGGUGACCGACAAGGUUCUUAAAACCCAAUUGAGUUUGGGAAGACAACUAUUCUGUGGGUCUUCAAAAGGAUGGUUAAUUGUUGUGGAUGAGAAACGUGUUGUGUCACUGAUAAAUCCAUUCCUUUUUGGUGUUGGAGGGAGAAGAGAUCAUGAAAAGUCAAUAAUUCGCCUUCCUCCGCUAGGCCCUGCAGAUUUGAAUCGGCCUCCUCAUCGUGGAGAUUAUUUUGUCUACAAGGCUACAAUUUCAGAAGAUCCAAUACUAAAUGCCGACAACUGCAUUGUUAUGGUCAUGUUUGCGAACAUGUACAAAUUGGCUUUUAUUCGACUUAACAAAGACAGUAAUUGGACUUAUGUCCCUGAAACGGAAACGGUUGAGCAAAGAAGGUUUUUUAUCGCUGAAGUUGUUACAGUUGAAGAGAGAUUUUAUCUUGUUGAUUAUUUCCGUCAACUCUAUUCUUUGGAUGUUGCUACUCAGUCUGUGUCACCUGUGAAAGUGGUUUUAGGCGGAUUUGUAGUCGAUGACAACUAUAUUUGCAAGGAAUAUCUUGUGGUUUGUAAUGAGAAAACAAUGCUGAUCGUUCGAAGGUGCAUGGACCAUUAUGACGAUCAUGAGACAAAGACAAAAAGAUUCAGAGUCUUUGAACUAAAUAUCAGCAAGGGUGAGUGCACGGAGAAGAACACUUUAGGUGACGUUGCUUUGUUUCUGGGAAACAACUCUUCAAUAUCUGUUUGUGCUUCAAAGUCGGGAUAUCGAGCGAAUUGCAUAUACUUCAUUCAUGAUCAUCUUGUGGUUGAAGGAGGCCUUGGACCAAGUGGAGCUUUUGAUUAUGGCGUCUACAACGUCGAGGAAAAGAGGCUUUUAGAAAAUCCGUUCCACGGAGAUGCUGGGACUCUGAUGAGCAAGACCGAUGUACCUCCGAUAUGGAUUCUACCAACUUAUAAUUUGUAGAGUACUAUGGUUUGGUUUUGUUUGACAUAUGGAUCUGGAACAUAUAUUAGGGGUUUUAGUUUGUAACUGUUUAUGGGUUCCCUCAUAGUCCUGCAAGCCUAUGAAUAUAUACUAUGUUGAAGUUGAUGUGACACAAUGAGUUUCUUGGGUACCUGAUAAUAUAAAUCAGUCUUCUUCUCAUA
Messenger RNA from Malus domestica (apple), 1459 nucleotides. The record is from RefSeq and is a predicted model, not a curated record. Lineage: Eukaryota; Viridiplantae; Streptophyta; Magnoliopsida; Rosales; Rosaceae.